Messenger RNA from Gaeumannomyces tritici R3-111a-1, 6432 nucleotides. RefSeq lists its product as hypothetical. The transcript is spliced from 9 exons. Bases 1 to 6432 code for a protein of 2143 amino acids. NCBI's taxonomy places the organism in Eukaryota, Fungi, Ascomycota, Sordariomycetes, Magnaporthales, Magnaporthaceae. The record is from RefSeq and is a predicted model, not a curated record.
AUGGCGCCAGCCCUGGGCCCGCACCAGGACAGCAACGUCUCGGACAGGCCUCAGAACGAGGAGGAUGCUAAGAAGCACAUAGCCCAAAUUCAAAAGGCACUGAGUGAAUCGGGGGACCAGGCCAUUCGGAUUAUGGAAUCAAUGAUUGGCUUGCUUGCAAAUACCUUGAGCACGAAGCCCGCCCAGUUCCUCCUCGAGCUGCUUCAAAACGCCGAUGACAACGCGUACGCCGACUCGGUCAACCCGGAGCUGGUGAUCACGUUCACAGAUGAGACUCUGCAGUUCGAUACCAACGAGCUCGGCUUCCGGCGCCAGGAUGUCCAAUCGAUCUGCAGCAUGGGCCAGAGCAGCAAGAAGGAGCCCAAGAAGCAGGAGGGAAAGGCCGCAUCGUGCAUCGGGGAGAAGGGGGUCGGAUUCAAGGCCGUUUUCCGCGUCGCGGAACAGGUCUUCAUCCAUUCGGGCCACUACUCGUUCCAGUUCGACAGUAGAAGGGAGCUGGGGUGCAUCAAACCGGAAUGGGCCGUCUUCCCGGGGAAACCGCGGAUGGGGUGGACCUCGAUUCACCUCAAGCUCAAGCCCGACCUAAACCGCGAACAGUUGCUGGAGGAGAUGGGCAAAUUCGAUGCGACCCUCCUGCUCUUCCUGAAGAGGAUUCGCGUCAUUCGGGUCCAGAUCAAGCCGCUCUACAGCUGGCUCUCCUACAAGAGCUUGAACCGCACGAUACGGAGACUCGACGAUGCGAGCGGUUUGGGCGGGCUUGCAAUGCUGAGUCUGACCCCAAGCACAUUUCCCGGCUACGUUGUCAACCAUUACACGGUUCGCAACAUGCCGCCGGCGCCCGAGAGGCCAAGCUGCGCCGAGUCCGAGAUCGUCCUGGCCUUUCCAAAAGCCCCCCAGCAGCAAACGAAAGCGGCUGGGUUUCCGGGGGAACAUAAGGUGUACGCCUUUCUUCCCAUCCGCAGCUACGGAUUCAAGUUCACCAUCCAGGCCGACUUCUUGCUCCCGGCUAGCCGCGAGGACAUCAUGCUCGAUUCGGAUUGGAAUCGAGCGCUGAGAGAGGCGAUCCCUCCUGCGGUGGUCGACUUCAUUCCCAAGCUCCGCGCCGUUCCGGAGCUGCGAUACCAGUGGCCGAGAUUCUUUCCCGUGAGACACGAUAUGGAUGAUUUCUUCCAUGGCCUGUCGACCAUCAUCGCGAACCAGGUUGCCGGCGAGCAAUGGGUGGAGCAGGAGAGCUCGAAGCCAAGAUUGCCUGGACGCCCUUUGGAUUUGCGUCUCGUCCCAGAGGAGUACGCGGUUGCCAACGAUAAGGUGACGGGAUGUCUCCUGCGGCCCAUCAUCCCCGUUGAUCUCUCGCUCUUUGCAUAUCCAUCAUCCAUGUACCCGAUCGAAAGCUGGGACGGACUGGCCUAUCUCGGGAUGAAGGUCCUCUCGGCGGCCGAGUUUCUCGGGGACCUAUCCAACCUCGUACGCAAGCACACGAGCCGGUUCCAGUCGAUGCCUAGGCCAUGGCACUCGCGGCUCGCUGAGAUCCUUAGCCCGCUCGUCGACAAGCACCAAGGGCUGAUCUUCUCCCUUCCACUGAUCCUCACACAGCAAAACACCUGGGUUGCCCCACAAGACGGGCCGCUCUUUCUCCCAUCCAAGUCUGGCUGCGCUGCGAUGCCCUGGGGGCUGAUGGUGGGGUCGAUGGUGCAUGCGGAUGCUACCGAAGACACCGCGCGCAAAGCCCUGCUCCUCAGGUGUGGGACAACGCCCAUGGAGGACAAGGCAACCAUGUGCCGCGCCGUCACUAACGCCCAUGCUCACAACACUCUCGGUUUCGACAAUCCCAACAAAGUACCCCUGGUCCAUCUAAUCGGCCACACCAAGUUCCUCCGAGAGCAAAGCUGGGUUCUGAAAGGCGGCGCAAAAUACCUCUGGGUCGAGACUGAGGGCGGGAGGCGGCUGCGCAGCGCGGAGGUGUACCUGGACUCUGAAAAUCCGCUAUCGGCCAGCGAGGUAUUCCAAAGACACCGAGGAGGCCGGUUCCCUUUCCUCCAUCCCGCUUACCAGGACGCAUUCCCCAGCAAAGCUGACCAAGGGUGGCUCAUGCACAACUUGAGCCUCAGCACAAUUCCGCGUCUGGUCCAACCGUACCAUAGUCCUGACAACUUUGAGAUCAGCCCCGACUUUCUCUUUCUCGUGCAGGAAUUUCCCGCACUGGAGGUGCUGCAACUACUCAAAACACACUGGACCGAAUACGAACCAUGGAUCAAUCCCACCGCGACGCCCCUUGAAGGAACACCACCCCAUGAUCGCUUACGGGGACAUAUAUCAUCUAUGAAGGUGCCAUGCUGGGGCGGGCUGCUAGCCCCGCUCGGACAGACGUAUCUUCCUCGCAAAAACGUCUUGGCCGUCCUGGACCCGCAGGGAAAAGGCCUCGAGCGGAUGCUCGACGUGCCCGAUCCCGAGGCGAAGAAAUGGGAUAUCCUCCAGCACUUCGGCGUCGUGGUAGAAAUUGGCGCCCUGGCCAUCGUUGAGGCUCUCGACCAGGUUAGGCGGUGUGUUGGGGAGGGUGCAAUCAAGGAGCACAUCGUCAACCUCUACAAGGCGCUCCAAGCCGCUCUCGAAAAGGCCCAGGCUAGUGAGCUAGACGCGGUUAAACUUGCCUUUUCCAGCAGACAGCUGGUGUUUGUUCCGGCUCCGACCCCCAGGUGGCUCAAAGCGGGUCGGUGCGUGUGGGAUGGCCCGUCCGUGCUGCAGCAGUCGGCUGUCCUGAAAAAAUGGUACGGAGAGCUGCGUCACUUUUUCUUUACUAUGCUCGGGAUCGGCAACGCGAACUUGGAAACGGUGGUGGCUGAAGUCAAAGCCCUAACUGCGCACACGGGAGGGGAGCUGGCCCGCAUCGACGGUCUCCUCGAGCUCCUGGCCGACCCCCCCGGAUCCCAACAGCCGCACGCCAAGCUCGACGGGUUGCCGAUCUUCCCCCUCUGGACCGGCAAGCGCAACGCGGAGCGCUUCGACCGCCUCUCGGCCGGCGGUAUUCUAUCGCGGAAUAACGAGUGGUACAUUGCCGACGCACCAGGUUACCUCGAGGGCUUCGAAGGCAAGAUUCCGCUUCUGGCCCUUGCACCACACCUCGGCCCUGUCGAAAAACUGUUGCAUCUGUUGAACUGCGGCGACCGAAAGCUGUCGGAGCUCGUCGGGACCAAGUUUUUCUCGGCCGAGAAAGCCAUCCUCGAUCGCAAGCACUCGACACACCUGCGGGGGAAAUGGAAGUGCAUUGCUCGCCUGAUCCCGCGCUCGCGGCCGGACCGGGAGAGUGACAUACGGGAGCUCAACCGCGUCCUCGUGUACCGCGCCGACGUUGUCUCGGCUAUGCGGACGCUCCGCAAGCCGUGGUGCAAGGACGAGACCGAGGUAGUGGAAGGACACGCUAUCUCGGUCAGCGCGGCUGUUGCCACAAACCCAGGCUCCACACGUAGUGAUGGUCUAAGGAUCUACAUAGCCAACAACCGCCCGGGGCCCGGACAUCUUCCGCUGGAAGUGCACCACCAACUAGCAAAACUGUACGGCAUAAAGAGCCCAAACUCCCUGGCACACCUCUGCCGCGUGCUCUCGAUGGACGACGUGGAGGCCCUCGAGGGUGAGUUGGACCUCGCCGGCAUACCAAAUGAUUUCGCUGAUAUCAGAGAGCCACUUGCCGGUGUUGAUGGCACGAUACCCCUGCCGCCGCACCACGGCCGGGGGAAGGAGGAAGAGCGGGACACUGCCGAAUUACCCGCCACUCAUAGCACCGUUGGCGAUGGAACACUUGAUAACAACCCCCAACCGACCGGGGCCAGCUGGGGUUCCAUCCGUCCCGGCAAACGAGCGACCCUGCCGCCGCACCACGGCCGGGGGAAGGAGGAAGAGCGGGACGCUACCGAAUUACCCGCCACUCAUAGCACCGUUGGCGAUGGAACGCCUGAUAACAACCCCCAACCGACCGGGGCCAGUUGGGGUUCCAUCCGUCCCGGCAAACGAGCGACCAUGGGGUUGGGCAGGGAGGGUAUCAGGCUAACGGGGUUGAAGAUACCCCUGCCGUCGUACGGCAGCUGCUGGCGGAAGGAAGAGGAAGCGCAGGGCAUUGCCGAGUUUUCGGUGAAUAUCUUCUUCUCUCGGACCCUUGGAGAUGCGUAUAAUGCGCUCGAUCACUGGACAAGCAAUGCUCGGAGCAAGUACUGGCACAAAUCGUUCCACAGCCGCGACGCAGAUGUAUCGUCGUUUACCAUCCACGACAAAAGGGGGCUGCUCAAAAGCUAUUUCGAAAAGCAUGACUGUGAUAAGAUGAAAUCGCUGGCAAUACCCGAUCCGACUUUUCAUGUACAGGUUGUUUUCACCAGCGACCCAAGAAACCCAUGCUUCCAGAUCGAGACGAAGCAAGCCGAGAAGAUCUGCUUGAGUGACAGGGAGGUAUUCGUGCUGGCACUCGUUACGGACCUCGAUACGGACCCGAAGGUGGCGCUGGUCCUGGAUCCAUGGCUGCUCCACCGCGACGGCGCCCUCUCGCUCGUGAACCCGCACCCAUUCCAGGGCCGUUUCGAGGAAGCCGUACCGGCCCUGUACGUUCGCGCCGCCGGCGAGGGCGGUGCCGAGCCAGCGCCCGAAAGCGCCGAGCCGCACCGGUACCGACCCCUGAAGACGGAGGAGAUUCGCAUCCUGCGGGUGACUCCCGGAACAGGCGACGCACCCAUCCAUGGCAGAAUCGAGCACGUCCACAUUCGCCAACCGGGAAAGUACUGGGCCAUCUCGUACGUCUGGGGCCUACCCGACCCUGCACGGGACCAACGGCACUAUGUCGAGACGGCCGGGGGCGGCCGAAUCAAGACCACGCAGUCUCUAGACGCCGUCAUCCGCACGCUGCGCGAGGAGAGCGAGGGCCCGCUCUGCCUGUGGGUCGACGCCGUGAGCAUCAACCAGCGCGACCACCAGGAGAAGGCGCAGCAAAUCCGCAAAAUGGGGAAAAUUUUCAGCAAGGCCGAGCGCGUGAUCGCCUGGCUCGGCGACGAGGCGGACGGCAGCCACGAGGCCCUAGAAGCGCUAGCCAAGAUGCAGACACCCGGUGGUGGUGGUGGUGGUGGGAGUCUUUGCCGUGCGGUACCCAGCGACGAUGAUCCCAUCUGGAGGAAGAUUAACGCGCUGGUGCGGCGGCCGUGGUUCCGGCGGGCCUGGGUCACGCAAGAGCUCGUCCUGUCGUCCAAGGUUGUCCUCCGGUGUGGCCGGCGGUCGGCGAUGGACUGGGACGCCUUCUUCGGGGCGCUGGAGGUUUGCGAGCAGGGACCGGCGGACGGGGGAUUUCUCUCCGGAUUUCUCUCCGACGCCGGCUCGGCGCUGGCGCUGGGCACCACGCGGCGCAGGUGGAGGCCCGAGUGCCCGUACGGGCUGCUGGAGCUGCUGGAGCUGUUCAGCCACACCCGCGCCACCAUCGAGGCCGAUAAGCUCUUUUCGCUGCUCGGCCUCGCGCGCAACGGCACGAACAGGUUUUUCCGCCCGGACUACGACUCGGCUUUUGAGGACGUGGUGUGGAACUACGCUGCGGGGCUUAUAGACUGCGACCAAGGCAUGCAUCUGCUCUCCCUCGCCGGCGGUAAAAAGUCGUACGACUUUAGCUCGUGGGUCCCACGGCUCACACGGGGGGACUUCCCGGCCACCAUCUCGACCUGGAACGCCGGUGCCGGGCGGUUCCGCGCCGGGCCCCCCAUCUCGCCGUCGUUUGUAAUCGGAGGCGAUUCCUCCAAAAAGCAUCUCCGCGUCCAGGGCUACGCCAUCGACACGGUCUGGCGCACCACCACCGUCUUUAUAAUACAGCGGGACUGCCUCUACGUCUCGGAGGCGCUCAGGACCUUUCGUAGGUUGCUGGAACCCUUCCGCGACGGUUUGUACCAAGACUCGGAGUCGCUAGAAGACCUCUUGUUCAGGGUGCCGAUCGGCGACGCCCGCGCGCCCUGCGUCGACGCGUCGCCGGUGUGUUUGCGGGGUCGGAACGACCGGCCACCCCUGGGCGACCAGAACGGCGACGGCUCGUCGGGCCAGGCUGCGACGUGGCCGCCGAACCUCCGGCAGCUGGUCUUGGGCCGCAGCGAGCUGGAUCCGGAGAGGGACGUUGAAGCGCUGUCGGAGCCGGACAAGGAGGCCUGGGUGCUGUACUGGCAGACCGCCGCGGCCUUCUCGCGGCGCCUCGGCAACGCCGUCUUUUGCGAAACGGACAAGGGAUUCGUAGGCCUGGCGCCGGAAGAUACCAAAGCCGGCGACAAGAUCUGCUUGCUGCACGACGCCAAAGCGCCAUUCCUCCUACGUAGGCGGCCUGGUGUGGCUCCCACGUGGUCGCUUAUUGGCGAGGGCUAUAUUCACGGCAUUAUGUACGGCGAAGGCGUACCUAGCGGUCCGGCGGAGGAUUUCAGUUUAGUGUAA